AAUUGAAUUAUAUGCUUUAUUAUUGUUAAAUAAAUUUGUAGAAAAUGGUAAUUUCAAGAGUUUAGUCACUCGAAAUCAGCUUCAGGUGGUGUUUAGAAAUGAGUGUAUUUACUUUGAGAACUGUGACAAAAAGCCCGAUAUUUAUUUUUUCGUAGCCUUAGCUAUUUAUUAAAAGAAGCUAUUUUUAUCUCCUGAACGCUAAAAAGACACAGUUGUUCAUGCUUUACAAUUACCAACGUGUGUAGGUAAAGGAAUACUGCAUUGAUUUGAAUUUUUUAAACCAUGUAGAUAAAACAGCUUAAUUUUACAAACUUAUAUUUCCAACUAUGCAAACUAAGUGCUGAUGUCCUACAAUUCCACCAUCUGCUGGUUAUAUCCAUCAUGAGCAAGGUGUCUACUGUGUUUUAUACUGUAGAAGUGGGAGAUACUAAAUUUACCAUCCUGAAGCGCUACCAGAAUCUUAAGCCCAUUGGUUCAGGCGCACAGGGCAUUGUAUGUGCUGCUUUUGAUACAGUUACUGAACAAAAUGUAGCAAUAAAGAAACUUAGCCGGCCGUUUCAAAAUGUUACGCAUGCCAAAAGAGCAUACAGAGAAUUCAAAUUGAUGAAAUUGGUGAAUCAUAAAAAUAUAAUUGGCCUUCUGAAUGCAUUUACACCCCAAAAAACAAUGGAGGAAUUUCAGGAUGUUUACCUUGUUAUGGAACUUAUGGAUGCAAAUUUGUGCCAAGUUAUUCAAAUGGAUCUGGAUCAUGAAAGAAUGUCUUAUCUCCUGUAUCAAAUGCUUUGUGGAAUUAAACAUUUACAUUCAGCUGGGAUAAUUCACAGAGAUUUGAAACCAAGUAACAUAGUUGUAAAAGCAGAUUGCACUUUAAAAAUUUUAGACUUUGGUCUAGCUCGAACAGCAGGGACCACUUUCAUGAUGACGCCAUAUGUUGUGACCAGAUAUUACAGAGCUCCUGAAGUCAUUUUGGGAAUGGGUUAUAAGGAAAAUGUGGAUAUCUGGUCAGUGGGUUGUAUUAUGGGUGAAAUGAUAAGAGGCACAGUUUUAUUCCCAGGAACUGAUCAUAUCGAUCAGUGGAAUAAAAUUAUCGAGCAGCUUGGAACUCCUUCGCAAGAAUUCAUGAGAAGGUUGCAGCCUACUGUUCGUAAUUACGUAGAGAAUAGGCCAAGAUAUGCUGGGUAUUCCUUUGAGCGGCUCUUUCCAGAUGUUCUUUUCCCUGCUGACAGUUCUGAACAUAGUCGUCUAAAAGCAAGUCAAGCUCGAGACUUACUAUCAAAAAUGCUUGUUAUUGAUCCAGAGAGGAGGAUAUCUGUUGAAGAUGCACUAAUGCAUCCUUACAUUAAUGUAUGGUAUGAAGAAAGUGAAGUAAAUGCUCCAGCUCCUGGGCCGUAUGACCAUUCUGUUGAUGAGAGGGAACAUACUGUUGAACAGUGGAAAGAACUAAUAUACCAUGAAGUUCUGGAAUAUGAGCAGACACACAAUACUUUAGGAUUAGGCCGUCCACUGACUGCUCACCACAAUUCCCAGGCAGAUGGUGCAAUAGAGGAUGACUGUCCCGAAGACGUCUCUGAUCAAGCCUCCAAUGGUCCUGCAAACCCAUAUGGUCAUCGUAGAUAGACGUAAAUACUUUUCUCCUUUGUCUUAGUCUUUGACUGCCACGCCCACCGUAUGUAGGGUUCUGUACAAACUAGUCGCCAGUGGACGAAACUCCGUCUUCGAUCCUGCCAAAACGUCGGCCGUUUGCUAAGACGGACGUUCAACUUCCCACUUUCCAGUCAUUUAGCAAGAACUUAAAUUCUCUAUUGCAAGAUGACAUUGUGUGAAAAAAAAUUAAUUUUACUUUGAAACUCCUGUUUGUCCCACAAGUGAGAGAACUAAAGUUUGUUUAUUUCGCUAUUAGUGUAAUUUCCUCACACAAAAAGGUUCUCACUGAACAGGGUUAAAAAUUCAACGAACCCUUUCUUUGAGCUAAUGCAUUUUUUCUGUUAAAAUAUAUGGAUAUGUAUACUAAUUGCGAAAUGCAAGUAUUGUUCUCUCAGUUAUGGGACUCCUGAUUAAGCAUGUACUGAGAUUGGAAGGAUAAAAUGAACUAAACUUGCCUGGUAAUGUAGCUGUUUAUUUUGCCAGCAGGUUGUGAUGCUGAGUACGUGGCAAGUUUCAUUCAAUGAUAUAUUUAUUUUGUUGUGUUUUCAUUCAAAUAAACACCUAUUUCAAUUGGUGUGUGAUUGUGCGAUGUGUAGUCAAAACUUGCUUAGGCAAUUUCAAUGUCAAAAUUGUGUACUGCUUCAAAAUUCAUCUUGGCAGUGCUUUUAGAAUUACAGUCUUAGGGUAAUUUUUUUAUGCUGAUUAAAAUCAUUCUUUUUUAAUCAUGCAUCUUGUUUAUAAUUACUUGAAGAGUCAAAGCAAGAUUGAUUGUUCUUGCUGAAAAUCACUAUCUGAAUUAAGAGAGACAUGAAUGGCAGCUAAAUAAUAUGUCACAUGGUAUUAACUAAACAGAAUUUGUGCAUCAAAUGCCCUGUUUAAAAAAAUUCACUAUAUUUCAAGCUUUAAAGGAAAUAUUCUAUUACAUCCUCCAAAAUAUUAAGCAGUAAUUUAAAAAAUGGUAUUACAUUCCUUUUUCGUUGUAGCUUGGUAUCAAAAUUUUAAAAUUGUGAAUGCAAUCCAUUUUAUGUAAAACAUGUUUUCAAAAACAUUUUUAUCAUAAUUUUAUUCAUUAAUGAAUAUUACAUUUAUUUUCUUAAGUGUUCUUAAAAUUCUUAUAUUUUGUGUAGUUCAUUUGCUUGUGUGUUACAUGAAUUCAGUUUAUUUAAAAACUCAGCUGCUAUUAAAAACAAAUCACAUGCUAAUAAAGUGAUGGAUUACUGUUUUGUACUGAAUUUACAUACUGUGAUUUUUAAUUUGUAUUUUCCUCAAAAUGUGACUGUAACUGAAGACUGAGAAUAGGACGUGUAAUGAAAUAUGUUUUGAUGUUUAAGCUGUGUUAUGUAAAAAAUUGUCUCAUUUUAAUGUUUUGUUGAAUUUUUGAAUAAAAAUUAAGAGCAAAACAAGAA
This is a messenger RNA of Stegodyphus dumicola, 3050 nucleotides long. It is a transcript of the gene bsk, whose product is annotated as mitogen-activated protein kinase dJNK. The record is from RefSeq and is a predicted model, not a curated record. Gene Ontology annotation, biological process: protein phosphorylation. Lineage: Eukaryota; Metazoa; Arthropoda; Arachnida; Araneae; Eresidae. Gene Ontology annotation, molecular function: ATP binding; MAP kinase activity.